CCAAAACCCUAAAACAUAAUAACCAAAAACCCUAAACACAAAAAACCCCCUCCAUUUUUUGCAGCAAAAUCCCGAGUGAAAAUGGCAGAAAUCAGAGCAGAAGAACCAGCAUCAACGAUCUCGAAGACCUUCUUAAUCAAACCCAAGCUAAAAUCCAAGCCAAGAAGCCUACCCCAAACCCCAGAAUCCAAAUACUGGUCUUCUUUCAAAUCCACUAAAAUCCCCAACCUCGUCUCUUCCAUCUCUUCCCUUUCCUUUUCCCCUUCGCCACCCCACCUUUUCGCCGCCGCCUACUCCGCUUCCGUUUCCCUCUUCUCCCCGCUCUCCCUCUCCGACGGCGAUGUUUCACCUUCCUCCACAAUCUCCUCAUUCUCCGACGUCGUUUCUUCUAUUUCCUUCCGUAACGACGGUCUCCUCUUAGCCGCUUCCGAUCUCUCCGGUCUCGUCCAGGUCUUCGAUGUCAAAACCCGGACCCCGCUUCGUCGCCUCCGGUCUCAUACCCGUCCGGUUCGGUUCGUUAAAUACCCGGUUCUCGACAAGCUCCAUUUGCUAUCUGGUGGUGACGAUGCGGUCGUUAAGUUUUGGGAUGUUGCUGGGGAGAGCGUGGUAUUGGACUUGAUUGGUCAUAAGGAUUACGUACGGUGCAGUGAUUGUAGUCCGGUAAGUCCUGAUUUGUUUGUUACUGGUUCUUAUGAUCAUACUGUUAAGGUUUGGGAUGUUAGGGUAGAAAAUUCGAGGUCGGUUUUGGAAGUGAAUCAUGGGAAACCAGUGGAAGAUGUGAUUUAUUUGCCUUCUGGUGGAUUGAUCGCAACUGCUGGUGGGAAUUCAGUGAAGAUAUGGGAUUUGAUUGGGGGAGGGAGAAUGGUUUAUUCAAUGGAAAGUCAUAAUAAAACUGUUACAUCGAUUUGUGUAGGAAGGGUUAGGAAGGAAAAUGAUGGGGCUGAAUCAAUGGAGGAUAGGAUUCUGAGUGUUGGUUUAGAUGGUUACAUGAAGGUUUUUGAUUUUGGUAAUAUGAAGGUUACUCAUUCGAUGCGGUUCCCUGCUCCUCUUAUGUCAGUUAGCUUUUCGCCAGAUUGUCGAACUAGAGUGAUCGGAACAUCGAACGGGAUUAUAUUUGCCGGGAGAAGGAAAGGAAAGGAGAAUGUGGAGAGUGGUAGAGUGGGGAACGUUUUGGGUUUUGAGAGUAUAUCGGAAUCGGAAAGACGGGUAUUGAAGCCUACGUAUUUUAGGUACUUUCAUAGAGGGCAGAGUGAGAAGCCAACUGAAGGGGAUUAUUUAGUGAUGAGAAAUAAGAAGAUCAAGUUGGCUGAGCACGAUAAGUUACUGAAGAAGUUUAGGCAUAAGGAUGCACUAGUUUCCGUUUUAAGUAGGAAGAACCGGGAGAAUGUGGUUGCCGUGAUGGAGGAAUUGGUGGCAAGGAAGAAGUUACUGAAAUGCGUAUCGAAUUUGGAUUCAGACGAGCUUGGUUUAUUGUUAACGUUUUUGAGUAAGAAUGCCACAAUGCCAAGGUAUUCUAGUUUGUUGAUGGGGUUGACGAAAAAGGUGAUUGAGAUGAGGGUUGAAGAUAUCCGAAAUUCGGACGCAUUGAAGGGUCAUAUUAGAAACCUUAAGCGGUCGAUCGAGGAAGAGCUAAGGAUACAGCAUUCAUUGCAGGAAAUACAGGCACUUGGGACUUCCCGAGCCUCCUCGGUGAAUUUGUUCAGUGGGUUGGGCAACCUUCAUCUUCCAUCUCUCCAAACCUCAUUAACAUCAGCCGCUCUUCUCACAUCGGCAUCCUUGAUAUUAAUGUUUGGAAAUAAGUCGAGGAUGGCAUUUGUAAAUUUCUUCUAAGCCCCUAGCCUAUAGAAGGCAAAUAGAUGGAAUGCUUCUCCAAGCCCGGCUACUAUUCGGAAGCUUAGAAAUAAUCCAGAAGCCAAAGAGUUCUUAGAGUUGAGAAUCUUCCAUGGAUAGUUCUUACAUUUGACAUCAGUGGCUUUAAUUAUGAACUCAGAGCACCAAAAAACAUAGAUGCUUCUCAGAACAGCCAAACUGAGCUGUUCAGCAUAGGAUAGAAACUUGACAGCCUAAUUAUUUAUCUUUGCUGAGAUCUUCUUUUUCAACUAGUUCAUAGCAAUGUUGCUUCUUGAAUCUGGUAAAUAAGAAGAAUGGCCAAGUACUUGACAGGUAAUUUCCCCCUCUUUGGG
Molecule: messenger RNA, 2183 nt
Organism: Gossypium raimondii (Peruvian cotton)
Lineage: Eukaryota; Viridiplantae; Streptophyta; Magnoliopsida; Malvales; Malvaceae
Product: protein SLOW WALKER 1
Exons: 2
Coding region: 82-1830 (582 amino acids)
Biological process (GO): positive regulation of transcription by RNA polymerase I; rRNA processing
Cellular component (GO): nucleolus
Molecular function (GO): protein binding
Source: RefSeq, a predicted model, not a curated record